Trifolium pratense (red clover) is the source of this 2672-nucleotide messenger RNA. RefSeq lists its product as uncharacterized. The record is from RefSeq and is a predicted model, not a curated record. Gene Ontology annotation, biological process: RNA processing. Lineage: Eukaryota; Viridiplantae; Streptophyta; Magnoliopsida; Fabales; Fabaceae. The transcript has 3 exons. Bases 1746 to 2570 code for a protein of 274 amino acids.
AGUGAAAUAACAAAUUUUGAAUUGGAAUUGGAAUAGAGUUUUGGAAAGGGAAAAAAAAUUGAAAAUUGACCGUAUCACUCUCUUUCGCGCUGUAAUCGCAGCGCCACCGUCUUCGCACACAACCGCCGAUGAGGUAAGGUCGUUAAUCUUGUAUUUAUGCUUAUAUAUAUAUUUGGAUCAACAACACUCACAGAAAAUUUCCAAAGACAUGUGAAAAUACAUACAAUUUUCUCAUUAGGAUUUGUUAGAUAGCUUAUGCAAAUGAAUAAGUUUUUGUGUAUAAUUUAUAAGUUUGUCAAUGUAGUUUAUGAAAAAAACAACUUAUGAAGAUAGGUUAUCAAUUUUUGUUGGUGAGAAUUUAUAAAUUAACUUAAAAUCUUGUUUAUCUGCGUAAGUUAUUUUUCGUAAGUAAUAAGUCAAUCCAAACUGGUCCAACUCUUAUGGAUUAUUUCUAUAUGACUAUGGCCCUGUUUGGAUGAACUUUAUUUUGCAGCUUAUAGCAUAAGCGCUUAUCAUAUAAGUGUUUAUGAAUAAGCUAUUUUUAUAACAUAAGAUAAAAUAAAGUCAAAGUUUUUUCAUAUAAUAUAUAAGCUGUUUUCAUAAGCUAUUAUCAUGGAGAACUUAUGGAAAUAAGCUGAAAACAGCUUAUGAACACAGCAUAAGCAGUUUUUGUAAGUUCCUCCAAACAGUGUCACAACUCAGAAGUGCUUAUUAGUAGAUAAGCUUAAAUAGACCAAUUUAAAUUAGCCCAGUACCUGUUUUACCAGCUAUCUGCAAUUAUCACAAAGGUUAACUAGGAUAUGUGUAUUUCCUUCUUUUCAUGUUUGCUGAAUUGGUGACCAUAUUAUGUGAGUUGGCUGUGUUUCUGGUACGCAACCUAUGAAGCAUGGACACAGAAACGGACACUAACACGUCGACACCAAUAAUAAUAUGAGAAAAUGACACAAUUUAAUGUAAUUAUAAGUGUCGGUGUCCGACACCGGGACACGCCUAAUCCGAGGAGUGUCCGUGCUUCAGAGUAGCGCUGUAGCGCUAUUGCAUAUUGGAAAUAGCGGCUAUAGUGGUGCUAUAGCAAUGUUAAAUAGCAGAAUUAGAACAAACCACUAUUCAUAUUCCGCAAUCUGCAAUUGGUAACACUGUGAGGUCUGUACCGAGUAUUUUUCUUGCAUUGCAGCUAGCCACUAAGGGUGAGCCAAGUCUUGUUUUACAUUAGAUGGCUCGGUUUGAGUGAGUAAAUGCUUUUUUAAGACUGCCGAUUCAGGAUCUAGUCAACAUAGGAUUAUUGUCUGGAGUUACCGGGCAAGGAUGGAAGAAACAAAGUCCUGGAGUAGACGAGGUAGGAUUAGCAGGGUUGGCAAAAUUAGAUGACUGUGAUAAAGGUAGAACAGGCGAUGGGGAUAUCGGUGGAUUGAUAGAUUAGAAGGUCGAUGGAAUUUAUUAGGAGAGGUGAGGAUAGGUCACUAAUAUUUACAGUAGGAAACCUCAAAGACCUUGAGGGGACUGUAACAAUUGAGACCAUUUUGAAACAAUGGAGUCUUUGAGAAGGAUCUCAUUAGAUGAACCAAUGGAAGCAUGGUUGUCACACUCUAGCUCAACUACGCGCUGUUCAAGAGCUGGUACUCACAGCAAUUGCCAUCCCAACUAGCAAUACUUCUAUUUCUUCGUAUUCACCAAAUUUGAAAAUCUCAACAAUCGAAAGGACGGAAUAUACAGUAUCGAGUCCAAUUCAAUUGAUUGCUGGAUAAAUGGGGAAGAAAAACACCCCAAAAUCAGUGUCAGGAUUUCAAAAUCAUGUUACUUUAAGAGAAGAAGCCACCGGAAAAAUAAAAAUGAGGCCAAUCACUAACACAAAGUCACAUUUGAGAAUUGAAAACUUGAAAAAGAUUGUGGUGUGGACCGCAACUGGCCCUCACAUACCGUCUUUGGCUGCUUUCUUUGGUCACCAUUUGGCCACUGUUUCAGAGGCCGCUGGAGUACCUCCUGAUUCUUCUUUAAUCAUUUGCCAAAGGUGCGAAACUGUUCUUCAUCCCAGCUUUAAUUCAACUGUGCGAAUUGAGAAUAAUAGAUCAAAGGUCAGACAUAGGCACAAGAAGUUUGGUAGCAUCACCCAAAACAAUGUUGUGUACAAGUGCCAUUUCUGUUCACAUCAGAAUCUCAAGAAAGGUACGCCUAAGGGACAUUUAAGAAAAAUAUGCCUCACAAAAGGUAAAUCAUCCUUAGAAUCAACACCCGAUACAAAACCAGUCGUGCAUGAAUCUUCAAAACUAGAGAAACACGUUGUAAGCAAAGAUAAAGCUGGUGAAAUACAUGGGUUUGCUUCAAAAGUUGUAGUUAAGAAGGAUGUCGCCAAUUUGAAUGGCAUGGAAACUCCGCCAAGAACAAGUACGCCAAACUUGUUAGAAGGAAAGAAGAGAAGGAGAAAUAGUUCUACGUCAAAGAACGCAAUUGAAACUCCAAGCGUAUCUGCACGAGUAGAAGUAGCAAAUACUCAGAGCACAGUAAGCAAAAGACGGAAAAAAUUAUGGACCAGUCUAAAAGAAAUUGCUCAGAGCAAAGUGUCUUUUCGGUAACUUCUAUGUGUGUUCCUUGUAACUCUAAAGUUAACCUCUCUGCAUUUCUGUAUAUUAAUUCAAUUCAAAGGCUGAUAUAUGUUGCAUUGGAGUUAUCAGUUA